Rhododendron vialii is the source of this 999-nucleotide messenger RNA. RefSeq lists its product as uncharacterized. The record is from RefSeq and is a predicted model, not a curated record. Lineage: Eukaryota; Viridiplantae; Streptophyta; Magnoliopsida; Ericales; Ericaceae. Bases 353 to 856 code for a protein of 167 amino acids. The transcript has a single exon.
AACCAUACUCAAUUCUCUCAUCCAUCUUUUUUCUCUAAAAAAAUUAGUCGGUGAGUUUCUAAUAUGUACGUGAGAGUCUUGAGCAAAGUGUAAGGGUGUUUUUUUGUGGAGCUUUGGAUUCUCUUACUUGUGCAGAGUAGAUCCGAACCAUACGAUAAAAUGUCGGGCUGUUUAUAUCCUGGAGGGGAUAAAUCAAAGAUUUUCUACUACACCGGUUUGUUACCGUAGAGGGCUUGAAUCUCCUUAAACAGAGCGAGAUUUUUGCGACUCAGCCUGUUAAUUUGUCCAUUAUAAUUUUGUUCUUUGGUGUAAACUUUUGUAAUAUCACCAACAAUUUUAAGGAGAUUCAACAAUGGACCAAAUAGCUGAGAAACCCAAAGAGAAUAUCGGAGAUCUCAACAAGCCCUUCAAGUUCAAGGGACCUCACUUCAAGCGAUGGAAAGGCAAGGUGCUCUUCUAUCUCAGUCUCCUCAAGGUGGCCUACAUCCUAACUGAGAAGGAUCCCAAUAAAGUUUCCACCGAUGGGAUGACCGAUGACGAAAAAUAUGCUCAUCUUGAACAAGUUGAGCAGUACAAUGCAGAUGAGUAUAAUUGUCGGUAUUAUCUUCUAAAUUGCCUUGCAGAUCAAUUUUAUGAUUAUUAUGAUACUACUUACUCCACUGCAAAGAAAAUUUGGAAAGCUUUGCAGAGCAAAUAUGAUACUGAGGGGGCAGGUGCAAAGAAAUAUGCAGCUAGCCGUUUUUUCCGCUAUCAUAUGAUAGAUGGUAAAUAUGUUGUGGAGCAAGUACAAGACUUCCAAAUGAUUGUGGUGGAGGUACGAUCUGAAGCAUCAAAAUUGGGGACAAUCUUUUGGUAGUAGGCAUCAUUAACAAAUUACUACAUUUAUGGAGGGAAUUUCAGAAAUCAAUGCGCCACAAGCAAAAAGAGACGACCCUGGAGACUUUGAUUACUCGCAUCCGAGUGGAGGAGGAGGCUAGAGGACAAGAUGCACUUAUAACU